Daphnia pulicaria is the source of this 2528-nucleotide messenger RNA. Its product is annotated as kelch-like protein 5. Gene Ontology annotation, molecular function: protein binding. The record is from RefSeq and is a predicted model, not a curated record. The coding region runs from base 198 to 2078 and encodes 626 amino acids. NCBI's taxonomy places the organism in Eukaryota, Metazoa, Arthropoda, Branchiopoda, Diplostraca, Daphniidae. The transcript is spliced from 13 exons.
CAGUUGUAAGGUUUUUAUUCUUUGUCUGUCUAGUGUCUAGACAGUAGACAGGAGUUUGAAGGAUAUCAACAAAGGAACUUGAAAAACAAAUUCGUUCUUUUCUCACCUUAUUGUGAUAAACUUUACGGAACUUAAAUAACACAUGCCAUAAACAAACAGUUUUCUUUCAUUCGAAGCGAUUCUUUUCGGUGUUAAAAAUGGAACAACGUCUUGAAAGCAGUGCAACAUUCCCAAUGUGGUUGAGUAGUUCACUCAAGUCAAGAGAGAAAACCUGUAACCAUUCCAUUACCAGUGGCUUGUCAAAACUUAAUGUUGAUCCUCAGAUAUCUUCCUCUCCAUCUGCUUCUCCUACUACUUCACCAGAAGAGCACUUUAAACAUGAAAAUCAUUCCCAACUUAUUCUGAACAAAAUGAAUCAGUACUAUCUUGGUGGACAACUAAAGGAUGUCAUAUUAAUAGCAGGAGAGAGAAGACUUGAAGCCCAUAGGAUAGUUCUAAGUGCUGCUUCUGAUUACUUUGCUGCCAUGUUCACCAAUGAUUUUGGAGAAUCCAAUCAAAAUGAAAUUGAACUACAAGGUGUGGAUCCAGAUGCUUUGGAAACUCUGGUCACCUACUGCUACACAGGCGGGGUAGAACUAGAAGAAGAUACUGUGGAAUGCCUGAUGGCUACCGCUUGUUUACUUCAGUUGCCGGAAGUGGUUGAAGCCUGUUCGACUUUUUUAAUACGCCAACUUCAUCCGUCCAACUGUCUCGGCAUUCGCUUAUUUGCCGAUAGCCAAAGCUGCACUCGCCUACUUCAAGUAGCUCAUGAUUACACUGCCGAUCACUUCAUAGAAGUAAUAGGAUGCCAAGAAUUUGUUUUACUUCCUGCUGACGAGAUAGCAAAAUUGUUGGCAUCUGAUGACCUAAACGUUCCAAAUGAGGAAUUGAUGUUUCAAGCGCUAAUGUUGUGGCUUCGCCAUGAUCUUCCCGAAAGAAAAAAAGAACUGCCCCAUCUAUUGUCUUUAAUUAAACUGCCUCUUAUCACGCCCGGGUUUAUUGCCGAUCAUGUCGAAAGCAAUCCUAUCUUUCGAGAAGAUCGUGUUUGCCAAGAACUUAUUGUAGAGGCGCUUAAGUAUCACUUGCUUCCUGAACGUCGAUCCACUCUUCAGUCACAGAGAACACGUCCUCGCAAAUCCACCGUGGGAUCAUUAUAUAUUGUAGGUGGUAUGGAUGCGUCGACCAAAGGACCAACAAGUGUGGAUAAAUUUUGCCUUCGUACCAAUUCCUGGUCAUCACCGACCGCGUCCAUGACUGGUAGAAGACUCCAGUUUGGUGUUGCAGUCGUUGACAAUAAAAUUUAUGUGGUCGGCGGACGUGAUGGACUUAAAACGUUGAGCACGGUUGAAUGCUGGGAUCCGUGGACCAAAGUAUGGAGCAGCAUGCCACCAAUGGCAACACAUCGCCACGGGCUUGGUGUAGCCAGUCUUGAAGGACCACUGUAUGCUGUCGGAGGCCAUGAUGGUUGGUCGUACUUGAACAGCGUUGAGCGUUGGGAUCCUGUCACACGCCAGUGGAGCUUUGUCGCACCAAUGAACAGUCAGCGUUCUACUGUGGGAGUAGCAGCACUUAACGGAAAGCUUUAUGCUGUGGGUGGUCGAGAUGGGAGCUCUUGUCUCCGUACAGUCGAGUCCUACGAUCCACACACUAAUCGCUGGACAUUGGUGGCUCCCAUGAGCAAAAAGCGGGGUGGAGUUGGUGUCGCUGUAGCACACGGAUAUCUUUAUGCGUUUGGUGGCCACGACGCGCCAGCUUCAAAUCCGUCAGCAGCACGAUUCGAUUGUGUCGAAAGAUAUGAUCCGGUAGCUGAUUGCUGGACGAUAGUAACUUCGAUGAAAAAUGGUCGCGAUGCUAUGGGUGUGGCUUUUAUGGGUGAUCGCCUGUUUAUCGUUGGUGGUUUCGAUGGCCAAGCUUAUCUGAACUUUGUCGAAGCAUAUGAUCCUCUCACAAAUCUAUGGCAACAGUUUGCUCCUCUACCGUCUGGACGCGCUGGAGCUUGCAUUGCUGUUGUCAGAGAUUCAGUCCCUCCAGUAGUCUAGCCGGAAGACACUGCCAACCCUGCUGCCUGAUAUUUUUUAGCUUUAGCGUAAUCUCGCUGAUUCGUGCGUGCUCUUUUCUGUUCUCUUUCGUUUUUUUUAAUCUCAAAACCGUUCUGUGAUUUUAAGUUUGAUCUGUUCGUCCUGUUUUCGAAGUAACGAAUCAGCGCUAUCUGGACAUUCCUAUCGAACGCUCUUUCUCCUAAUUUUGCGUCAAUGUCAAAAAAUGAGUAGUUGAUUACAACUUCAUAGGUCUUGUUCUUUUUCAGUUGAAAUCGUGCAAUUAUUUCACCAAGUAGAGUGUUGAUUGAACACGUCUAAUGUUAAGAGUCAAAUUAUUUUGGAAAUGCCCUUUAACGCGAAUUUUGUUUCUUUUUCACUCGGUUUUGUUUCGCUUUGCACCACUAAAGCAAUGUAUGGACCAAUUUCUUGUAUACAUUUGGUUGAAACCCA